This is a messenger RNA of Olea europaea var. sylvestris, 3268 nucleotides long. RefSeq lists its product as uncharacterized. The transcript has 3 exons. The record is from RefSeq and is a predicted model, not a curated record. NCBI's taxonomy places the organism in Eukaryota, Viridiplantae, Streptophyta, Magnoliopsida, Lamiales, Oleaceae. Bases 1844 to 3067 code for a protein of 407 amino acids.
AAUGAAUGCUAUAGUCAUAGAGGCAAAGUUGGUGACAAUAUGUUUUAAUGUCAGAGCUGCUAUCGGCAGUAUUGUAGUGAAUGUCUUAAUCCUCCCGAGGUAUCUCCUCUUUAUUUUCUUUACAGAUUUAGGGACUCUGGAAAUUGUGAUUGUUGAGGGAAACUUAUCUUGAGAAAUUAUUAAAUUUGCAUCACCUUUCAAUUGAAGCAUGCUCCAAAAGGGAAAAGGCUUUGCUCGGGUUGUAUCACACUGGAGGGCGAGACCCUCUCUGUAGGAUAUGAGUUGACACGAGCGAGAAAGCAUUCAAAUGCACUUUUGGAAGGAAGUCCCCAAAAAAAAAUGCAGCCAUGACAGUAAGGAUGCAUCUUUUCCUGGAAAACUUACUUUGGAAGAAUUGUACUUAGCACGUCAAGAUAAAUGCAUUAGCUUAUGCAACAAUUCAGCUGAAAAACGGAAGUUUACCUCAACACUAAUUACAUUUCAUCGAAGAUCCAAGCAGAACAAGGGUAGGACAAAUCUACAAGCUGGGGAGAAUUCUUCAUUGGCAGCAGAAGGAUAUAACCUUGAAUCUGCUGUCUCCACCUGUACAUUUGAAACAGUGCCUGCUAAAAGCUGCUCAAAUGAUAACGUGGAGGAUCUAAAGAAUGAGAAGGAUAUACAACUGAGGGAUCCCUUUGUUAGGAAUGAAAAAGAAGUAUGUUAAUCUUUUCUGAAGCAGCCUUUUGGAUAUCAGUUCUUCCUGCGGAUAGUGCGAAGAAGCUAAAAUAACUAAUUUUUGAAAGAAUGUUUCAUUCCCAGGAAUGCCACCAUAAGAUAAAAAUGUUACUACAACUAAGAUUGAUUUUUAGAAUCACUUUUUUAAAGAAUUAAUUUUUGCAUAUACUUGCAGUGCUAAUAACUUAGAUAUCAGUGCUAGCUUACUUAUUGUAAUAGAAGAAGAGAAUUCUUGUUGAAGAUAAAUGAAAAAGGAAGAGAAAUUAUGAAAAUGAGAGCUGGCUUAGUUAUUAGAUUUGCAUGGGAAAAAAUUUCAGUUUUGCUUCCUAAAAUUACAACCAGUAAUCCUCUAUCCAAAGUUAAUACCGACCUUGCAUAUUUCUUAUGGCAGUCUUGGGGACAAACAUACCUAUAUUGUAAUUACUUUUUCACUGACUUAAAUAGAUACAUUUACAUUUUUAAUGAGGCGACGCCGUGCCGGCACUACAUUUUGAGUGUGGGCUUUCUUCAAUUUUCAAGCUUGGAUAUUGCUGACGAAGGCGUGAAGGAUUUUCAUUUUGCAUUCGAAGGUCAAUUUAACAAAGGCGUGAAGGAUUUUCAUUUUUGCAUUCCAAGGUCAAUUUAUUGCCUGAUACCUUGAAACCUCAACAAAAUUGAUUAAAUGGGAAAAAUGCAUCUGUUUACUCCAGAAAGUUGUGGAAGAGUAGAUGGAGUUUCUGAUUUUUGUCUAACAGAAUAUAAAUUUGUUCUCGUGUUUUAUUAUGUAUAAGAUUUUCGCCGUAACAUUGAAUACCGGCAUAUUAAGUAUCUGUUGUAAAUGAAAUAACGGAAUUCGUUGUGAACUGCUAAUCAAUUUGCUGAUUCUAUUACAGGUUUAUAGUCAACAAACUGAUUAUAAUUCCAAGUUUCCUGCAUCUGCACCAAGGACUGAGAUGUAACCUUCUUUCAUGUCUGUAUAGUAAAUUAAUAACUGUUGGUUAUAUAAUUUGAUUCAUGAAUAUUUUAACAGUGGCAUACAAGUGGACGAGCAGUUGAAAUCUCUUCAAAAAUCAGCCAAUGAUACAUCAACUACUGUUGCUCGACUUUGUCCUCAUUUUCUCAAGGAGACUUCCUUCAUUGUUACGUUGCCAUGGAUUUUCAAGAAAAUCAUCCAGUAUAUCCAUCGAGAAACUUAUCAGAUAUUGCCACUACAGAUUUGGUGCAUAAUAACAUUGAUAAAAAAAAAAUGUCUAAUGAAGAUUUGAACACCAUGGAAUUGCCUGGUGAAAUGUCAGGGAAUAAAUGUUCACGAGCAUCUCAGGACCUAGCUGUUGCUGUACCUGCUCGUGAUAUUGACUGCAACAUAGCACUGGACUCUGGUUCUGAUGAACCAUAUUUUCCUAUGGUGUCUUCUCCAAGUAAAAAUUUGGAUUCUCUCAAUGCGAAAAUUAAGGUGAAUUUGUCGACCCGUGAGGCAGGGAUGCGAGAAAGUGGUGGUUCUCAGGUGAAAGCAGUAGACAAAAGCAAUGAUGGUGUAAAUCAUCGUCCACAGUACAGGGACAUUGCAUCAAAAAAUAAUUAUCUUCAGUUAUUCCCUGAGAAUAGAAGCCAUGACUUGUUACCAUCAGCAAAAACACAGCAGGAGGAGAUUUCUUUUGUGGAAUCGGAAGAAAGCUGGAGCCAGCUCAAACCCGCUAGUACAAGAUCUUCACUCUUUCUUGGUUUAUCCCUGUCAGAUCCUUACAAUUCCAUGUCGUAUCAGUGGCCUAAUUUUAACAUCCAAUCUGAAGAAAUCUAUCAUGAUUUAGGACCGCAACCCUGUUCAGAUCAGACAUCGUCACUUUUAAGACACAAGAUGAUGCUCGAUAACAUUUCAAGGAGAGCAAGAGUAGCGAAGGGUAACGGAGUCGGUUUUCCAGAUAGGUUUGAAUCUCCAACCACCUGGUCAGAGGAGGAGCUGGAUUGUUUGUGGAUUGGAGUGAGGAGACAUGGAAGAGGUAAUUGGGACACCAUGUUGAAGGAUCCGAGACUGCAUUUCUUUCCCUGGAGGACACCAAGGGACUUGGCUGAGAGGUGGGACGAGGAUCAAUCCAAACUUAUGUACAGCAUGCUCAUCUCCCAACCGAAAUAUGCCAGCACCCCAGAUAUAUCGUCAUGCCAUAUGAAGAACUUUUCAUAUCCUAAGAUAAAACGUCCUUUAGAUGAUGUCCAACUUUCACUUGGAGACGUAUGCCCCCGGUACGAGGAUAGUGUUAAGAAAAUAUCACCAAUGGAUUUCAUCAAUAUUCAACAUAAUGGGCUACUUCAGAAACCAGUUACGGAGUUCAGGACCUUUCCAUCCUAUAAUUAUGUAGUACCUGGUUCUGAAUCUUAAACCAUCUGAUAAUAACGAAGAUGACUUAAUCGUCAUCCACAGUGAUGCUGCUUCUGAAGAGACGGUGUCUGAUGAUCAUAGUGUUAGGCUUUAGCUGCAGGCAAAACUUAUUGUAGAUCUUUAUGAGUUUUGGAGCUGUAGAAGUGUUGAAUCUUCUUUAUAGUUAUGCUUAUGCAACUGUUCUUGCUGUGAUGAUUUCAA